CCACAGCCGGAAGCGAGUGGUUAUUCAUUCCUAUUCGCUGAGGAAGGGGUAUGGAGAUUUUUGCUUGGCCGAGGCUGCUCUUGUUCUCUGUCGCUUCCCUAGAGCUCAUCUGCUGUGAGAAGCUACAUGGCAUUGAAGGAGAAAAUUUUACUAUUAAAGUAAAUGUAAAGCAACCCAUGUCUGAAAGUAUUUGGAAGAAAGACAAGGAUAAGGUGGCUGAAUGGCAAGAGGAAGGCUCAGUGAAAUUCUAUGGUUCUCUCGAAGGCAGAGCCUUUUUUAACAAGGAGAAUGGGGACUUGACUAUAUUUAACUUGCAAAAGAAUGAUUCAGGCACAUAUGUGUUCGAGUACCCGGAUUCUGAGGGAAUAAUUCAUGAGUUUCUCCGUGAACUUAAUGUCUCAGAUGGCUUUUCAGAACCUGAAAUAAGUUGCAACACCACUGCUAAUGAUAAUAAGUUCAGAUGUGCAACAGAUUUCCAUCUGCCUGUGAAUUAUACCUGGAAGAUCGGUAACAUGAUAUACUCUAUUGAGGGCCAGGAAAUUUCCAUCUCUAAGAACCACGAUCCUUCCACAGAAGUUACAUGUUCUGCUAAAUACUCUCAGACGGAAAAGAGCUCUCAAAUAAAUUUGUCGCAAUGCUCACGAGCUGAAGAAGGACAUGACUAUAAUAAACGUGGUGCCUAUGGUAUUAUUGUGGCUGUUGUACUUGUAAUGGUCAUAGUACUGAUAUACUUGUACAAAAAAGGUAAAAUUCCAUUUGGAAAAAGAAGAGCUGCUUUGAACAGUUCAGAGCAUGGCUUGGAUGAUAAUUUGGACAAGGGAGACAAUCCCGUGGUAGACAAGUACACGAUGGAACGUGGUGUGAAUCAGAAUGACACCCUUAAGGAGAACAGCAGCUUGCUGAACAACCAUACAGAUGACUGUGAUGUAAAUGAAAGAGGAAUGACCCAGGAUGGAGAAGGUGUAAAUGGGAAGCACCUGAGGAACUCUCCCACCAGUAUUAAUAAAGAUCUUAAGUCUUAAGCAAGGAAUUGCUUUGAGCUGAGCAGCAAUGGAUCAGAAGUGGUAGAAUUCAGUAACAGAGGAGCUGCUGCUACCUUUUCUCGUGUACAUCUUUCACAAGGAACAAAAACUCAUCAGCUUACUGUGCAAUUUUGAACUGGCACCUUUUUUCUGUCACAAAAACUGAAUUUCUAGCAGGAAAUCAAUGUACCAGAUGCACACUCUGCAAGAUCUCCUGGAGCUGUCAAAACGUUGGCAAACUGAGCAUCUCCUGAUAAUCACAGAAAUAACCAGGUUGGAAAAGACCUAUCACCUAACCCUUAUAGUUAACCAAACCUUGGAACUAAGUGCCUCGUCCAGCCUCCUUUUAAACACCUCCAGGGAUGGUGACUUCAUCUCCCCAGGCAGCCAAUGCCAGUCGCUCUUUCUGUGAAGAACUUUUCCCUAACAUCCAGCCUGUAUGUCCCCUGGUACAACUUGAGACUGUGUCCUCUUGUUCUGUCACUGGGUGCCUGGGAGAAGAGACCAGCCCCUGCCUGGCUACAGACUCCUUCCAGGUAGUUGUAGGCAGCAAUGAGCUAACCCCUGAGCCCCUUCUCCAGGCUAAACACUCCAAGCUCCCUCAGACUCUUAUCACAGGGCUGUGUCCCAGCCCCCUCACCAGCCUUGUUGCCCUUCUCUGGACACGUUCAAUCGUCUCAACAUCUUUCUUAAUUUGAGUGGCCCAGAACUGGACACAGUACUCAAGGUGUGACCUAACCAGUGCUGCAUGCAGGGACAGAAGGACUUGUCUGGUCCUGCUGGCCACACUGUUCCUGAUCCAGGCCAGGAUGCCAUUGGCCUUUUUGGCCACCUGGGUACACUGCUGGCUCAGGUUCAGUUGGCUGUCAAGCAGUACCCCCAGGUCCCUCUCUGCCUGGCUGCUCUCCAACCACUCUGUCUCCAGCCUGUAGUGCUGCAUGGGAUUGUGGCCAAAGUGCAGAACUUGGACUUAUUAAAACUCAUGGCAUUGGACUGUACCCAUCUGUCCAGCCUGUCCAGGUCUCUCUGCAAGGCUCUCCUGCCCUCUAACAGUUCUACACAUGAUCCCAACUUGCAAACUUACUGAUGCUGGACUCAAUCCCCUAGUCCAGAUCAUGCCAGCAGUGUGCCCAGGUGGCCAAGAAAGCCAAUGGCAUCCUGGUCUGCAUCAGGAACAGUGUGGCCAGUAGGACAGGGGAGGUUAUUCUUCCCCUGUACUCAGCACUGAUCAGGCCACACCUUGAGUACUGUGUCCAGUUCCGGGCCCCACAAUUCAAGAAAGAUGUUGAGGUGCUGGAACAUGUCCAGAGAAGGGCAACAAAGCUGGUGAGGGGCCUGGAGCACAAAUCCUAUGAGGAGAGGUUGAGGGAGCUGGGCCUGUUUAGCCUGGAGAAGAGGAGGCUCAGGGGUGAUCUUAUUACUGUCUACAACAACCUGAAAGGGCAUUGUAGCCAGGUGGGAGGUGGCCUCUUCUCCCAGGCAACCAGCAAUAGAACAAGGGGACACAGUCUCAAGUUGUGCCAGAGUAGGUAUAGGCUGGAUAUUAGGAAGAAGUUCUUCACAGCGAGAGUGAUUUGCCAUUGGAAUGGGCUGCCCAGGGAGGUGGUGGAGGCACCAUCCCUGGGGGUCUUCAAGAAAAGACUGGAUGAGGCACUUGGUGCCGUGGUCUAGUUGAUUGGGCAGGGCUGGGUGCUAGGUUGGACUGGAUGAUCUUGGAGGUCUCUUCCAACCUGGUUGAUUCUAUGAUUCUAUGAUCAGUGAAGAUAUUGAACAGGACUGGGCCCAGCUCUGAUCCCUGGGGCACACCACUUGUGACUGGCUGCCAACUGGAUGUGGCAACAUUCACCACCACUCUCUGGGCCUAACCCUUCAGCCAGUUCUUAAACCAGUUCUUAACUGCCAGCGUUGCCAGGAGUUUGCUAUGGCAGACAGCACCAAAGGCCUUGCUGAAGUCCACAUAGAUUACAUCUACAGCCUGACCCAUGUCCACCAGGCAAGUCACCUGGUCAUAAAUAGAGGUCAAAUUGACAUGGCAACUAGAACAAAACUACAUAUUUUUUGCACUUCCAGGAGUCUUUUUCAUGUCUUUGCUUUUAGCUUUCACAUCAUGUUAUUUAAAAGAAUAUCAAUGCCAAAAAAAUAGUGUACUUUCAGAAUGUAACUGCAAAGAAAACUUGAAAACUGAGGUGAUAAUAUGCACUGGAGUUAGGAAAGCAUACUAUACAUUUCUGAUUUCAGUCUCAGGCUAUGACCUGUGAGCAUUGUAUGCUUCUUGUCUUCUGCAUGCUGGUUGUUAACUGAAGAUGACAGUUUAUCAGGGUAUAUAAAUAUGUGAGAGGUGGACCUCAACAGAAUGAGACCAUGCUCUUUUUAGUGGUGCCUUUCACAGGGCAAGGAGCAACGGGUGUAAAUUAGAACACAGGAGGUUUCUCUUGAACAUAAGGAAAAAGUUCUUUCCUCUUAAGGGUGCUGAAGCACUGGACCAGACUGUCAGGAGAGCCUGUGAAGUCUGUGUCUCUGUGCAACCUGAUGUAGUUGAACCCAAGGCAGGUACUAGGACUCCAACCUACCACUCCCAUCCAGCCACUACUGUUCUGUGGAUUGUUCCAUUCCCAUCAUUCGUACUUCAGAACUUCCCUCAGGAGGUUUUUCAUUAGACAACUCUUUAAGGGCAUUCAAGCUACUCUUGCGUUUUUUGGUGUGGGUUUUUUUUUCCUGUUAGAGAAACUUGUUACUAACACGAUGAGAAGGAACAUUCACCACCAUGGAAGGAGGUGCAGACCCUUCAGUGCUGCACACCAGAUUAGAUGCUUCCAUCCCUCUGUAUGUUGAGCUGCACUGAAGGAUUGCUCAACAAAAUGUCAGCUGAUCUAGUCCAACACUUGCCCUUUUAAAGUAUUCGUAAAUAUUUAUUUUUGUCUUAAUAUUUUCAUUUAUCAAAUGUGUUUACAAUAAAUAAAGAGUGCAUGUAUUUAUACCUCUUGACAAAAUAA
Pogoniulus pusillus (Red-fronted tinkerbird) is the source of this 4015-nucleotide messenger RNA. It is a transcript of the gene CD58, whose product is annotated as CD58 molecule. Bases 51 to 1022 code for a protein of 323 amino acids. The record is from RefSeq and is a predicted model, not a curated record. The transcript has 9 exons. NCBI's taxonomy places the organism in Eukaryota, Metazoa, Chordata, Aves, Piciformes, Lybiidae.